Molecule: messenger RNA, 3882 nt
Organism: Solea senegalensis (Senegalese sole)
Lineage: Eukaryota; Metazoa; Chordata; Actinopteri; Pleuronectiformes; Soleidae
Gene: mrasa
Product: muscle RAS oncogene homolog a
Exons: 6
Coding region: 232-858 (208 amino acids)
Biological process (GO): signal transduction
Cellular component (GO): plasma membrane
Molecular function (GO): GTPase activity; GTP binding; GDP binding
Source: RefSeq, a predicted model, not a curated record
GCAAUACAAAGAUUUGCUUUUCGACGUAUUGUCUCGCUGAUGUUGGGAGUACACCCCCAUCUGCUGCGAAAGGGCGGCGGUGCUUGGACGCCGAGAGAAACGGGGAUGAGGAGAGUCAUGUCGGCGUGAGUGCCGUGUCUUUGUGUCCACGGCAGCGGAGCUCGUGUGGGUGUGUCUCAUCAGCCACCUACUAGCCUACUUCCCACCUUAACCAACGCUGUCGAGGUAGCCAUGGCAACCAGUGCUGUGCCAAGUGACAACUUGCCAACGUACAAGCUGGUGGUGGUGGGGGAUGGUGGUGUUGGGAAGAGUGCCCUCACCAUCCAAUUCUUCCAGAAGAUCUUUGUGCCAGAUUAUGAUCCCACGAUAGAAGACUCAUAUCUGAAGCACACAGAGAUAGACGGGCAGUGGGCAAUACUGGAUGUGCUGGACACAGCGGGCCAGGAAGAGUUCAGUGCGAUGAGGGAGCAGUAUAUGAGGACAGGAGACGGCUUCCUCAUUGUCUUCUCUGUGACAGACAAGGCCAGUUUUGAACAUGUUGACCGAUUCCAUCAACUCAUACUACGGGUCAAAGACAGGGAGGCCUUCCCCAUGGUGUUGGUGGCAAACAAGGUCGACCUGGUCCAUCUGAGAAAGGUCACCAAUGACCAGGGCCAGGAGAUGGCUGCAAAACAUAAUAUAACGUAUAUUGAAACCAGUGCUAAGGAUCCUCCGAUGAAUGUGGACAAAGCCUUUCAUGAGCUGGUCCGCGUUAUAAGACAGCAGAUCCCCGAGCGGAACCAGAAAAAGAAAAAGAAGAUGAAGUGGAGAGCAGAACGUUCCACAGGAUCCCACAGGUUCCACUGUGCCAUAUUGUGACCUUGCUCGUCCUCUUUUAUCAUUCUCAACAUACAGUGCACACACCCACACACCUUUGGAUGUCAGGGAACUCCCCAGCAGUGGUUAGCUACUGGAGCACAAAAGGGAGGGAGGGGGGUUAUCAAUGAACGGCUGAUGGAUUCAGAGGGACCAGAAGGACAUGUGAAUCCGUCAUUUCGGACUGAUGUCCCCUCAGCGCCUCACAAUGCCUUGGAACGAGGGACGUGUCCUCUUCUCCUCAGUUUAUGGUCCACCUCUGAAGAUCUAUGGAUCCCUUCCAUCAGCAGAGAAGAUGAGUGUCACUGAACUGUUUCUCAAUCAAGUGUAAUUUUUGAAUUUAUUCUUAAUUCAUUAUCAAAUAUUGCACAAGACGUCAGACUCUAACAUUAGAAUCACCUUGAUAACAUGGACUUUUGUCUUGACAAAGGGAAGUAAAAGGGAGGAACUGGCUCACACAUUGGCAUCUUUUAUUUUAUGGACCUUCAACAACCUGCUGGUCAUCACCUUCCUGUCCUCACACUUCUACAGUCUCUUGGAGAAAAGCACCUGCGUGAUCUCUGAAUAGCUCGUUGAGUUAGUGGACAUCACAGUGGCGUAGUGAAUAAAAUAGGUGUUAUGGUGUGUUGUCGAUGAGUGAACUGCCAGUUCUGUGAGUAUAGCGUGUACCUCGUGGUCAUGUGACGCUCUGGCUUGGAGAUGUCAGUUCAGAGAGGGUGAGAGGACGUGUCGUAGCAAGUGAAAGAAACGCGCGAGAGACGUGAGGCGGAGCGAAGUGGCUCGUAGAGACUUGACAGGUGAUCGCUAUGGCCAUAUCGACUUGUUUUAAUGUGUUUAAAUAUAAUAAUUGUAAAGGAGAGUAAUACUGGUCAGUGUAGGUGGUUCUCCUUUAACAUAACAGGGUUUGUAUCGCAGCCAUGUUUACAGAAACUGGUAUAUAAAGGAUUAUUUUCCCAUAAAUACAGACAGUAGUCAGUCGGAGCAACUCUGGGUCUAGCUUUCCUCCGCAGUCAUUUUCAGUGGCUUGAUGUGUGCAGUCUUCAUCACUACUGUAUGAACAAUAGCCUUGGAAAGUACAACGGGGUCCAAAAGUCUUUCUCAUUCAAGUGACUGGGAGAGUUGGAAAGUUGUUUAUAUGUAUACUUUCCAUGUUUUUUUGUGUAUCAAAGAUAGACAUAAUUGUAUAACUAUAUUUGUGAUAUAAAAAUUGAAUUAUCGGUGGCAAUGUGAACUAAUUCAAUGCUGUUUUACAAAGGAUCUGUCGGGGGCAAAAAAUCCUAAUGACGUAGAAUAGGCGAGGAUAUAAUGAGAGCUUCGUGUUUCAGAGGUGAAACAGGCUGGAGAAGCUGAUUUGCACUGGCCGCUAACCAAAAUAAUGUGAUGUCACUUUAUUUCAAUCGAGGGGCUUUUUCAGACGGCACCACUGAAGUCAGGACCAUGUGCUGUAACAGGCCCAGUAAAGGACAACACUCUAUCAGAUUGGGGAUGUACUGUUCUCGCAGUAUAUAACUGAGUAGCCCUAGGAACACAUCAGAGUGAGAGAGCCUUUCUCAACAGGCGGGUGUGAUGCUCCGAGGGCUUAAAAGCCAUGUUAACUGAGCUAUAGAGUCUGUUUAGUUGCAGGAAAAACCACACACACACACACGUGAAGCGACAAAACAUUCAGUAUAUUCAUGUCUGUAGUCGUGGGGAGGAUGGGAAUGUACAGAUAAAUAACCUAUGAAAUGGCUUGUACUGUUAACGCACUAAAGUUUCAGUGGACUACUUUUUUUGUCUGGGUGAAAACUGUCUCUUGAAGGAUUACAUUUUUGCACUUUUAAUACAAUUUCUGACUUUCCUAUUGGCAUGUUGUUUUUCUGUUCAAACCUGUAAGUGACAUGAAAGGCACGUUCAAAUCGAUUUGAAUGUAUAUCAAGAAAAAAAAACAAAGAAGCAAAUUAGUCCCCGUGUGCCUGCAUAUGCCUGUUGCUUUGGCGAUGAUUGUAACGGAGACAAAAUGAGUCAGAAUCAAAUCGUGUGAAAAGCAAGAAGGUCGCGUGAGAAGCUCAGAUAAUAUCGUACGGUAUACAACUUCACCUCAGCAUGAAAGUGGAAAAUCAACCAUAGCAAACGACGGAGAACAGUAACGACCUGCAUCUACUGUUGAAGGGACCUUGCAAACGAGAAGGACUAAAAAACAUUGAUGUACUGAGCAUAGAACGGUGACGCAACACACUCUGGAUCAUGGGGAAGGAAAAAUGAAGUAAAAAAAAAAAAGUGUUUGAUGAAAAUGUUGCAUCAUGUAUGUUUGAUACCUUUUUGUAUUAUUGAUAUGAAUUAUUGAUAUGAUUCUUGCAAAGUGUUUUUUUUUUUAAACAACUGAAUAAUUUAUUACUGUCUACGUUACCUCAGCGUGUCCCAGACCUGGACAAAAAAAAAGAAAAACAACAUAAACUCCCCUGUAUUUUUCUUAUUUGAUUCCCCAUAUAAGAGACUGCUAAUAUGUUGUUGACCAAAAAAAUGACUUUUAUUGCAGCUCAUGUGGAUGAUUUCCCCAUGAGAAUGUAACUCCAAUGACCAAAAGGGACAAUAAAAUCAGACUUUUAACUAUGUUUCAUUGUUCAAUGUAAAAAAAACAAAGCAGAUAAGCAUAAUACACCUUUGUCCUAAAGGUGUCAUCAUGGUUGGUACAAGUGAACCUGCUGAUUGGAUGCACCGUUUUAUAUACGAUCAAUUAUUCCACCCUGGAUUAUAUGUGAGCUUAUAAUUGAGCACUUAUGUUUUACAGUGACUGGAGAGACUGUGUUAUUUCUUUCCAAAUAGCUCACCAAGUAUUGCUGAUUUGAGUUGUGUAUACCUUCAAACGUCAAGGCCGUGUAAUUUGGACUUUUCACAGCCGUUGUGUAACGUGUGUUUUUGGACAGGUCUGUUGUGUUCUAACUGGCUGUGUCAGACUGAGGAGCUAGACGAGGCACAAACAAACUGUGGCCUUUUUAAUCUAGCCUCAGGGUUCGACUUUAUUUCAAUAAAAAAAAAUUAAAACACUUA